GGCUGAGCUUCAACCCUAACGCAAGCCCCCGGCAACUUUCGCCCAUAACCCCUCCCUCCGAAACGGUGGCCACCUACGCUGUAUAUACACUUCUUGUUUGUUCAAGCUACCUACAAUUCACCUCACGGACAAACCAUCACUUUUACCGCCUUCUCAGAGUAAAUAUGGCGGACAGUGCACCACCAACUUCCGUGCCAAAUGAAGAUUCGCCACCACAAGGAAGGACCAGUAAAAAGAAAGUGGGUGCCAAACCCAACCCGUUCAUAACCGAUAUGCCAGCCUGGAGGCGGGAAAAAAACCGUAAAGCACAGCAAGCACUCCGAGAGCGUAAGGCGCAAGAACUUUCCCGACAACAGGAGGACACCAGAAGCCUUCAGACUCGGAUUUCCACCUUGGAGCAGGACAACCAGCAACUUCGGCAGUUACUGGCUCUUGCUUUUUCUGCCUGGUUUCCGCAAGACACAGAGGUUAUUGGCCAUGAAGGCGUGAACGAUGCUGUUAUGCUCGCUGCAAGAGCGCUUGCUGAGUUGCGGGUUGCUGGUUCGUUCCGGCGGAACGAAGAAGUCGUCCAGGAUAAUCAGCAGCCCACGACGCCAUCGCUCAAUGCACCACCAUCUACCUGCUGCCCAGCCACCAUAGAGCCAGAUAUCGUGUCAAAAUGUGCAAAUUCCGUCCCAUGUUUUGUACUCCGAGACAAGAUACUGCAAUACGGGGCGCAAGUGGACAUGAAUGCCCUGUGUGAGGAAUUGAUAGUUCCGUGCUCGAUGUCAUGGAGAUCCGUGGGAUGCUGGCAACUGGACGAUUCCGGCAGAUAUUUUCGACCGGUUCCCACUUCUGAAAGGAUAAAAGGGAGAGGACAUCGCUUGCGUUUGCGAUAGGUUAUAGCAUUUCCUCGGCCAAUGAUACGUGUUGCAACAUUAAUCAACCUGCAUCGACACUCCUUAAAUCACUGCCAGAGCAGGACAUGCGUUUUCUAUUAAAGAAACUCUUACGUUCCCAAGUCAACAAUCACCCUCUACAUGCAAUGCAUAUGGCCUUUGGGGAGGCGGCAACGCCGCCGAAGGCGAGAUCUUGUACUCUUUAAUAAUAGG
Fimicolochytrium jonesii is the source of this 1091-nucleotide messenger RNA. RefSeq lists its product as uncharacterized. Gene Ontology annotation, molecular function: DNA-binding transcription factor activity. NCBI's taxonomy places the organism in Eukaryota, Fungi, Chytridiomycota, Chytridiomycetes, Spizellomycetales, Powellomycetaceae. The transcript is spliced from 3 exons. The record is from RefSeq and is a predicted model, not a curated record. Gene Ontology annotation, biological process: regulation of DNA-templated transcription. Bases 165 to 878 code for a protein of 237 amino acids.